GCUGCAGCCUGGGACGGCCGUGCUUGCCACCGCCGCAGUGUGCGUGGCGCCUUCCGCUCCGCCGGCCAUCCUGCGGGGUGAAGGCCAUGGACGUCAACCAGCCCAAGCAGGAGCAUUUGCUGGCUCUGAAAGGUCCUGUUUUCCACUGAUCUAUGCAUCAAGGGGCAAGGAAAUUCUUGUAAAUAAGAUGUUUCAGUCUAGAUACAAGAAUCAAAGAGACUGUUUUCCUAAGAAUCACUGGAUUCCUUCUGUUCAAGCAUGGAAGUGGUCUUGCACUAUCGACCACAUCAGAGAGAUCUAACAAAACUGCAGAAAUUUGCAGAAGCAGCAGUGAAGGAGUUUCCCAUUCGCCAGUUACCAAGAUUUGCACCCUGGUUUCCAAAUGAUUUACACAGACUUCCCCUCAAACCAAUAAGGCAGGCACCUGUUAUUUCUUGUGAGGAAGUGGAAGAAUUGAAACAGCUUUCUACACCUUCAGAAUAUGUUACAGGAUCUCCUGAUUAUGACUGCACAAAAAGUCUCCUUGAGUUUCACUCUAGCAUGAAACAUGGUCCGACUUCAAUCAGAGCACAGGCUGUUCACAGAGCAAUUAACUUGGACUGUCAAGGAGAACCACCACCUAAUGGAAAACAGAAAUUGAAAAGGUCUUGGAGUGUCUCUCUCCCUAGAGCUAAACUCAGAGAGAAGAUUCAUCCUUUAUCUCAAGAACUGCAGAAUAGUUUGGAAAGACUAAAGCUGCAUGCAUUUUGUAGAGCCAAGUGGACAAUUGAACAGUCUCUUUGUAAAAACCAGAAUUUGGAGGACAUAUGGGUAAAAUUGAAUAGACUCAUUAAACAGAAUGAAUUGCCAUCUUGCAAUGCUACUAUCCAAAGAUCUGUGGGACAGAUAUGGAUUUUCUGUGAUAUAUUAUACUGUGAAUAUGUUAGAAAUAUUCUCAGGGAAAAGCUGAGCCUUACAGAUAAAAUGAAUUUACUUGUACAUAAAUAUGGAAUUAUAUUUAGUUUAUAACUUCAGAUGUAAUUUAAUAAUAACAUUACUGUCAGAAAUACUAAAGUUUUAAAACACUUUAGAAUGUAUAGACAUUAGAAUAACUGAUAAAUUAACAGUAAGAAUACUUAUGUUACUUUGCUAUGGUUUUCUAACUAUAAUGAUGUAUUUCUUUAACUUUGUUUUGCCUCAAGACUUAUAGUUCUGUUAAGAUUAGUAAGUUUCUCUUUGGCUUAGUACUUUGUUUUAUAGCUUUUCUCUACCUUGGUGGUCUGAAGUAAAAAUUCCAAACUAUUGUGGCAAGCUAUAUCAGAUAAUAAAAUUAAUGCUUUCAAUUAAACAAA
Melospiza melodia melodia is the source of this 1331-nucleotide messenger RNA. RefSeq names its product shieldin complex subunit 3 (gene SHLD3). Bases 259 to 1008 code for a protein of 249 amino acids. The record is from RefSeq and is a predicted model, not a curated record. Gene Ontology annotation, biological process: positive regulation of isotype switching; positive regulation of double-strand break repair via nonhomologous end joining; negative regulation of double-strand break repair via homologous recombination. The transcript has 2 exons. Lineage: Eukaryota; Metazoa; Chordata; Aves; Passeriformes; Passerellidae.